AUGGCUGCGCCAAUGGAUAAGGCGGAAGUCUCCGCCAGUGAAGAUCAUUCACAGAACGGCGGCAGCGCCAAACAUGAGAGGGAACACGAGGAAGAUGCUCCUCCGCUCAAGCUAGACCCUCGUGGCCUUCCAUUGUCGCCUCAGCCCACCGACGACCCCAAAGACCCGCUCAACUGGAAUCGCUGGUUGAAGCUAAUGGUCCUGGCUGAGGUCUCUCUCUUCUCCUUUCUGGCCUUGUUUAGUGCCUCGUUGAUCACGCCAGCUUUUGUUCCUUUGUCAAUUUUCCUCCACAAGGAUCUCGUCACAACUGCCUACGUGACCAGCACUUUUAUUCUCCUGGCCGGUGUCUCAACCAUCGUAUGGAACCCGAUCGCAAACGUCUAUGGCCGCCGGCCGGUCUACAUCUGCACCGUGGCUGCUGCCGUGGCCUUUUGCGGUGCUUCCGGCGCGGCUAAGAACUACGGCACCCUCAUCGCCUUGCGCUGUCUCAAUGGCUUCUUUGGCGGCGUGCCCCUAGGCUUGGGCAGCGCUACCGUCUGUGACAUGUUCUUUGCCCACGAACGAGGGCUGUACAUGGGCGUCUAUACCAUCAGCUUCUUGACCGGUGGCCACAUCGCGCCUCUAAUCGGUGGCUACAUCGAAAAGAACUUGAGCUGGCACUGGUGCUUCUAUGUUCCGGCCAUACUGACGGGAGGAAUCCUCGUCAUCUUCAUCUUUACUGUCCCGGAAACGCUCUACUCUCGCACGCCAGAGGCUGUAGCACGCCCCUCACAGUCUUGGAAGUCGAACAUGCUUAUGAAGCGAAGGGCACAUCCUACACGACGAGUCAAGCUUGUGGAUUUCUUCCGGCCGUUUCAGAUGAUCAUGUACCCGAGUGUGUUGCUGCCAACGUGGUGCUACUCGAUUUCUUUCGCCUAUGGAAGCAUCCUCUUCAUCAUAACUAGCGCGAACCUCUUUGGUAGAAUCUACCACUUUCAGCCCCAGCAAACAGGGCUUCUGCUGGGUAUUCCCAUCACAGUUGGUAGUCUUAUUGGCGAGCUGUUUGCUGGAGGCAUAUCCGACUGGAUCAGUGAGAAGAGAGCCAUACGUCGCGGAGGCGAGCGCAGCCCUGAGGAUCGUCUUCUAGGCAUCAUUCCCGCUGCGGUGCUAACGCCUCUCGGCAUCAUCAUCGAAGGAGUCUGCCUGGAAAACAAGACUCAUUGGAUUGGAGUGGCGUUUGGAAUUGCCAUUGCCAGCUUCGGAUUGCAGGUUGUUACCACGGGCGUUUAUACGUAUACGGCAGAGUGCUACAAGCCUCAAUCUCCCGAGCUUGGCUCGUUGAUUAACUUUGGAAGACAGGUGUACAGUUUCACCAUUGGCUUUUACUCGAUCCCUUUCUCAGAGAAGGUAGGGAUUCAGGAUGCCUGGAUCACCCUGGCGUUUGUCGCUUUUGCCUUUUACCUGCCUCUCAUUCCGCUCUAUUUCAAGGGUGCGGAAUGGCGGAAACGUCUUGGUAAUCCUACCUUUCACAAGGAUUUAUAA
Trichoderma atroviride IMI 206040 is the source of this 1521-nucleotide messenger RNA. RefSeq lists its product as uncharacterized. Gene Ontology annotation, biological process: transmembrane transport. Gene Ontology annotation, molecular function: transmembrane transporter activity. The record is from RefSeq and is a predicted model, not a curated record. NCBI's taxonomy places the organism in Eukaryota, Fungi, Ascomycota, Sordariomycetes, Hypocreales, Hypocreaceae. Gene Ontology annotation, cellular component: plasma membrane.